Diprion similis is the source of this 735-nucleotide messenger RNA. RefSeq names its product trypsin alpha-3-like. Bases 17 to 634 code for a protein of 205 amino acids. Gene Ontology annotation, biological process: proteolysis. The transcript is spliced from 3 exons. Lineage: Eukaryota; Metazoa; Arthropoda; Insecta; Hymenoptera; Diprionidae. Gene Ontology annotation, molecular function: serine-type endopeptidase activity. The record is from RefSeq and is a predicted model, not a curated record.
UUUGGAGAUAACAAAUAUGCUCAACGGUGCCCUCAUCUCCGACACCUGGGUCUUGACCGCUGCUCACUGCAUGGUCUACCCCACUAGCUGGUUCACCAUCCGCUCUGGAUCCACCCUUUCCAACAGCGGCGGUAGCACAACCUCGUUCGCCUCCGUCAUCAACCACGCCAGCUACGGUUCGAACAGAUGGGGAGUCCCAAUCAACGACAUUGCUCUCAUCCGUCUGAGCAGCGCCGUCUCCCUGGGAUCCACCCGUGCCGCCAUUUCUCUGUACAACGCCAACGAGGAAGCCGUUGUCGGUUCUUCCGCCGUCAUCACCGGAUGGGGUGCCCUCACCGAGGGAGGCAGUGCUCCCACCGUCCUCCAGACCGUCACCGUCCCAAUUGUCUCCAAGUCUGACUGCAACUCCGCCUACCGCAUCUGGGGAGGACUUCCCGACGGCCAGAUCUGUGCCGCUGUUCCUGAGGGAGGCAAGGACGCCUGCCAGGGUGACUCUGGUGGUCCCCUCGCCAUCAGCGGACGUCUCGCUGGUGUCGUUUCCUGGGGUAACGGAUGUGCCCGCGCUGGAUGGCCCGGUGUAUACACCGAGGUCGCUUCCUACCGCAGCUGGAUCUCCACCAACGCUGGAAUCUAAGAAGCAGUCUCUAAACUGCACCCUGCUGACCUUCCACCCAAUGGCAAGGCUUGAUUUCAUUCACGAUAUUGUAAUAUCAACCGAAAUAAAGCAAUACAGUU